Varanus komodoensis (Komodo dragon) is the source of this 1366-nucleotide messenger RNA. It is a transcript of the gene APOE, whose product is annotated as apolipoprotein E. Gene Ontology annotation, cellular component: extracellular region; intermediate-density lipoprotein particle. Gene Ontology annotation, biological process: positive regulation of nitric-oxide synthase activity; lipoprotein catabolic process; negative regulation of neuron apoptotic process. Bases 125 to 958 code for a protein of 277 amino acids. The transcript has 4 exons. Gene Ontology annotation, molecular function: lipid binding. NCBI's taxonomy places the organism in Eukaryota, Metazoa, Chordata, Lepidosauria, Squamata, Varanidae. The record is from RefSeq and is a predicted model, not a curated record.
CUGGAGAGAGGGUCUGGCUGGCCACACUUGCCUGCAGUCCAGGAGCAGAGGAGGUCAGCGGACGGAGGGCCGAGGGGAAUUGCCGGCACCCUAUUCAGUCUGUGCAGGAGACUGACUGGUAACCAUGAAGUCCUUCGCCCUGCUUUUCGUAGCAACCCUCUUGGGAGGUUCCUGGGGUAAUAUUUUCUACCAGGACAAGCCAAAGCCCCAAUGGGAGGAGAGCCUAAAUGCUCUUUGGAGCUAUCUGGCCAACAUCGAGAACACGGCAGAAGGCAUCGCAACUCAGAUCAAGAGUUCUCAGAUCAGCAAGGAACUUGACGGCCUGAUCACAGACACCAUGGCCGACUUGGAUCGCUACACCGAGAAUUUCCGCUCCAACAUAGGGCCUCACAUCCAGGAACUGCAGGACAACAUGAAAGUGGAAUUGAGGUCCAUACUGGAUAAGUUGCAGGCUGACUUGAAAAUGAUCAAGGACAAGUACGUCCAGUACAAAAAUGAGGCCGGGGUGAUGAUCAACCAUAACGUGGACACAGUCCAGUCCCAGAUGAACCUGCUGUGCCGCAAGAUGAAGAAGCGCAUCAGCAAGGACGUCACGGAGCUGCAGAACAAGAUGGCCGAGUACGCCAGCGAGGUGCGAGCCCGCAUGGACGAGAGGGUCGAGGCCGUGCGCCAGAGCUUGGAGCCUUACCUCUCCAGCUUCCAGAACAAGAGGCAACAGCACUACCAGGCCCUGCGGGAGGUGGUGGAAGAGCGGGGAAAACACCUGCACGAGCAGCUCAGUGGACAGGUUCGGGAGCUCCACGGCCAGUUUCGCGAGAAAGCCGAGGAGGUGCAGAGCUCUCUCAGCCAGGUUGCCGAAAGCACGCGCCAGUGGCUGAGCCCGAUGCUGCAGAAUCUCACCAGACAGGUCCGGGACAUGCUGGAUAAGGUGGAGGCGGCCCAGAGUCCGGAGUCCUAAGGGCCAGCCUGGGAACCCAGAGAGAAUAGGAUGGCAGCCCAGGGUUUUCUGGGAAACCCAGAUGGCCUCCAGGGCUGCAGCUUUUUGGUUGCACGGGCCGCAAGGGUAGCCACCAAAUACUAAUUGCUCACGCUGCACUUCUCUCCCAGCACCUCCUGCGGCCUCCUGGGCACAUUAACACGCUGCACCCCUGCAGCUGGCCUCUCCUUCCUCGGUCCUGCAUUAAUCCCACGUGCACCUCUGAACCACCGACAAGCGAGGCCUUGUCCCGCUUCCCUCCACGCCACCUUCAACACGCCGCACUAACACUUUACGCCUGAGACUCUCGGCCCCUUCCCUUUGCCGCGAUGCCUCGGCUGUACUGGAGUUUUCCAUUUUGAUCUGUAACAAUAAAGUAUACUUUGGAUA